Trichobilharzia regenti is the source of this 548-nucleotide messenger RNA. Lineage: Eukaryota; Metazoa; Platyhelminthes; Trematoda; Strigeidida; Schistosomatidae. The record is from the annotation of a GenBank genome assembly.
CAAUGCCAUCUACUCAAUUCAUUAUAUGGCUUUUGUUCAGUUUUGUCUUAGUGAACAGUCAAAAAAUGCUAACUGUAAUGAAUAAAACUUUUGGCAUUAAAUAUCCAAUAAUUUUGAUCCCUGGUUUGGGAGGCAGUCAAGCGUACUGUGAACCGAAAACCAAUAAGCAAGCUUUUACUGCAUUCAGUCUAUGGUUUAAUUGGUUUUACCUUUUAUUGCCUGAAAGAUUAGCUACCUACUUCAAUCUAAAGUAUGAUCCUGUGACAUAUGAAGGACACGAUGCUGAUGAAUGCAAAAUUGAUUUCCCAGGUUGGGGUGAAACCUGGUCUGUGGAAUAUUUAUCACAGUCAAACUAUAUAACUUAUUUCCACACCAUUGUUUCAGAAUUGACGGAAGAUAAUUAUUAUGUGAGGAAUUUCACAAUACGUGGAGCCCCAUAUGAUUUUAGAAAAGCACCAGAGUACUUGAAGUUGAACAAAAAGCAGGAAUAUGCUGAGAUGAAGAGUAGACAUCAAUCAUCCGUUAACUUUGUUUCUACUCCUUUUUAA